CGUCCAGGCCUGGGCGGGAACGGUCGGCCUGACGGGGCUGAUCCGGCCGUGGUUCUGCGUUGGGAGGUCCGGGGCUGGGAGAGCGCGUCACGCGACUGGGGGCGGGAGCAAGAGCCACCGGGCCGGCGCCCGCGGAGGGCAGUCCCAGGAUGCCCCGCGCCGCGCCCGGCCCGGACUCCACUUCCCAGCAGCCCCCGCGGCCGGCUCCGCUGCCCGCCCGAGCGCCGCGGCCCCUUUGUGAGCCCGCCGGUGCGGCCGAGAGCGAGGCCCCGCCCCGGCCCGCGGGGCGCUCGGCUCCCGGCGGCCGACGGCGCGCAGCGAGGUGCCGACCCGCGGGGAGGAGGCGGUGAGGACGCCGGGGGCGGGCGCGCGCCUCGGCAGGCUUGCGGGGCUGGAGCGGGCGCGCGAGGGGGCCUGUGACAGGGGGAGACCGUGUCACCGUGUGACACCGUGUCGCCGCGUGCGUGCCCGUGUGUGUGACUGUGCGAACGUCUGUGACCAUGACAGCGACGCUCUAUUAUUCCAGACACUGCCCUUCCAGUGAGGAGCGUGAAGUAGGAGGACAGAGGAGCUGCCAUAAAUUCUUAAAUUCUUAAAGCCAUGUCCAAGGAUUUGGUGACAUUUGGGGAUGUGGCUGUAGAUUUCUCUCAAGAGGAGUGGGAAUGGCUGAACCCUGCUCAGAGGAAUUUGUACAGAAAGGUGAUGUUGGAGAACUAUAGGAGCCUGGUAUCACUAGCAGGAGUUUCAGUUUCUAAGCCAGAUGUGAUCUCAUUACUGGAACAAGGAAAAGAACCCUGGAUGGUGAAAAAGGAGGGGACAAGAGGCACGUGCCCUGAUUGGGAGUAUACAUUUAAAAACAAUGGAUUUUCAUCAAAGCAAGUUAUUUAUGAAGAAACAUCCGAACUAGUGAAAAUGGGAAGAAGCCAUCUUAGUUAUAGCCUCGACUGCCCCAGCUUGAGAGAAGACUAUAAAAGUGAGGACUGGCUCAAGAACCAGUUAGGAAGUCAGGAGGUACAUUCCAGACAACUGAUCAUCACUCAUAAAGAAAUGCUCACUGAGGAUCAAAGUAAUGAAUAUACUAAAUCUUGGCAAACUUUCCAUCAGGAUGCAAUAUUUGAUAUAAAAAAGACUUUUCCCACCAAAGAAAGAGUACAUAAGCAUGAGCCACAAAAGAGAAGUUACCGAAAAAAGUCUGUCGAAAUGAAACAUAAGAAAGUCUAUAUACAAAAGAAACUCUUGAAAUGUAAUGAAUGUGAGAAAGUUUUCAACCAGAGCUCAUCCCUUACUCUUCAUCAGAGAAUUCAUACUGGAGAGAAACCCUAUGCAUGUGUUGAAUGUGGGAAAACCUUCAGCCAGAGUGCAAACCUAGCUCAACAUAAGAGAAUACAUACUGGAGAGAAACCCUAUGAAUGUAAAGAAUGUAGGAAAGCCUUCAGCCAGAAUGCACACCUUGCUCAACAUCAGAGAGUUCAUACUGGAGAGAGACCUUAUCAAUGUAAAGAAUGUAAAAAAGCCUUCAGCCAGAUUGCACACCUGGCUCAACAUCAGAGAGUUCAUACUGGAGAGAGACCUUUUGAAUGUAUUGAAUGUGGAAAAGCCUUCAGUAAUGGUUCAUUUCUCGCUCAGCAUCAGAGAAUUCAUACAGGAGAAAAACCUUAUGUAUGUAAUGUGUGUGGGAAAGCCUUUAGCCAUCGUGGAUACCUAAUUGUACAUCAGAGAAUUCAUACUGGAGAGAGACCGUAUGAAUGUAAGGAAUGUAGGAAAGCUUUCAGCCAAUAUGCACACCUUUCUCAACAUCAGAGAGUUCAUACUGGAGAAAAACCUUAUGAAUGUAAAGUAUGCAGGAAAGCCUUCAGCCAGAUUGCAUACCUUGAUCAACAUCAGAGGGUUCAUACUGGAGAAAAACCCUAUGAGUGUAUUGAAUGUGGGAAGGCCUUUAGCAAUAGUUCAUCACUUGCACAACAUCAGAGAAGUCAUACUGGAGAAAAACCUUAUAUGUGCAAGGAAUGUAGGAAAACAUUUAGCCAGAAUGCAGGCCUUGCUCAACAUAAGCGAAUUCAUACUGGAGAGAAACCUUAUGAAUGUAAUAUUUGUGGGAAGGCCUUUAGCUAUAGUGGAUCUCUUACUCUACAUCAAAGAAUUCAUACAGGAGAGAGACCCUAUGAAUGUAAGGAUUGCAGGAAAUCUUUCAGGCAGCGUGCCCAUCUUGCCCAGCAUGAGAGAAUUCAUACUAUGGAGUCAUUCUUGACUCCUUCCUCUCGCUCAUCCCCCAUGUCCAGUCAGUUGCCAAGACCUGUUGGUUUUAUCUCCUAAAUAUGCCUUGAAUCUGACUCCUUUAAUCCAUUUCCGUUCCAUCAUCUUUGUGCAGUACACAGUAAUCUAUUUCAUAUGGACUAUGGAAAUAGCUUUCUGAUUGGUCUCCCUGUAUUUACCAUUUCCUUUGUCAGUUGCCUACACUGCAGUCAAACUUGUAUUGUAGAAGUUUGAUCAUAUCCCUUCCUCAUUGAUACCCUUCACUGGUACCCCACAUAGUUCUUAGGUUAAAGCACACAUUCCUCAGAAUAACCUAAAAGACCCUCCUGCCCCAAAUACCUUGUUCCAGUAUACCUUCCAAAGUACUAUUUCAUGUCAAAAUCCAUCUCAUUCUUUGGCUAUUUAUCCAGAAUUAAGAACUCAUAUUCCAGCAUCAAACAGAUCUGGGUUUCUAAUCCUUGCACUUCCAUUUUCUAGCCCUCUAGUUUGAGAGAAACAUUUUGUUCUUUGUAAGGUUCAGUCUUCUUAUUUAUAUUAUGGAAAUAAUAAUAGUACUACCUCAAAAGUUGAUGGGAGGAUUAAAUGAGAGAAUGCAUGUAAAUUGCUCAGAGUGCCUAGCAUAAUCACUUAAUAAAUGUUACCAUAAAAUGAAAAGUUACUGUGGCAUACAAAGAGGACCUGAUCAUCUUAGCAAGGAUCAUCUGAGAAAUAACAAAAGAAGCAGCAGUUUAAGACUUAAGAGAUAAUAAAGAUUUUUGAUUAGGAACAGCAGUCAUUGUUCUAAAGGUGGGUGAUAAGGGUAUCUAAAAACAGUAGCAUUGAUAUUAAAGUCCAUAAUGAUAUAGAGUAAGAUAUGACUUUGUUGGUAAGAAAAACUAACUUCAUUAAAUAUUCAAGUUCUAAGAAGCCAGAUUUUAAAAAUCACUAAUAAUAAGUAGGAUUUACUGAGAUGUAGUCAUCAUUUACAUUAAGACAAAGGCAAAAUAGAUAUUUUUAAAAAGACAACUUAAAAAAAUCAAUAACCAAAGAAUAGAAAAUAAAAGUUUGAUGCCCUCUCCUAAUUCCAGGUGGUUGAACUGUAUUAAAUCUAUGUUGUUUAAAACCAAAAAGGUCAAGCUAGUUCUAAGGUGUAAUUCCAAAACUAGAGGGAAAGAGAAAACCAUAGAUCAAUACUCCUGAACUGGUGGCCCACAACCGUGUUUGAUUUGUACUCAUCAAGUUUAAAAUGAAUACAAAAAAAAAAAAAAAAAAAAACAAAUACUUUUAUUUGGGCAUGUGUUUUCCAGUUCUCCACAGUUCAAACCAUUCCUCCUUCCCUUACAUCUGACUUAUUUUACACUUUAUAUUACUUCCUAACUCUUGGAGGCUUUGAAUAUGCAAUCACUUCAGUAACCAAUUCACAUAUGAAUAUAGGUACAAAGAAAAUGAUGAAAUGGAGGGCGAAAAGGAAGAUUUGAAUAGACAUUUUAUCCUGCAGGGGAAGACUAUUCUCAAGAUGUUAGGAGGCCCAAAAUUAAUCUACAGAUUCUUCGUACCUAACAAAAUCCUAAGAAUUUUUUAAGGCUUGAAACACUGUGUGCAUGUGAACAGACACAUGUACAUUCAUACAGAUAAACACAUAAAAUAUAUAAAGGAAUUUGUCAGUGGCUUAACAGUAUUGGUAAAAUUGAUUCUGCUCUGUACAAAACCAAUUCCUUCAUUCUUUUAUCCAAAUGUGAAAGAGUUAUUAGAGGACAUAGUAACAAUUUAUAAUCAAAGAGUGAAAACAAUCUUCCUAAACAGGGCAUGAGAUCCAGAAGCCACAAUUACACAGAUUCUAGGUUUGACGGCAUAAGAACUUUAUUAAGCUUUUUAUAUAGUCAAAGAUAGUAUAAACACAAAGUUUUUAAAUAUCACAAUUAGAGAGAAUUAUUACAACAUACAUGAAAUCCAUAUCCUUAAUAUAAAAGUGGUCCUACAGAUCACUUAGAAAAUGACACUACUAUUCCCAAAGGCAAAGGAUAUAAAGAGGCAACAGGUGACUGAUGAAUGUAUGAUAAAUACUGAAUCUCACUAGAAUCAAGAAAUACAAGUUAAGCCAAUGAACUAUCCAUCCUUCAAUAUCAGAUUUAUAAAAAAUAUGCAUUGCAAAGGCAGGAAAGGAGUAUGUGUGAGAGUAUGAAUUUGUACAAAUUUUUGGAAAGGCAACUUAUCAAUAUCAGAAUUUUCAUUGGAAAAACCAAGAUUUUCUUUCACAGUUAA
Mirounga angustirostris (Northern elephant seal) is the source of this 4494-nucleotide messenger RNA. It is a transcript of the gene ZNF583, whose product is annotated as zinc finger protein 583. Bases 601 to 2313 code for a protein of 570 amino acids. The transcript is spliced from 5 exons. Gene Ontology annotation, biological process: regulation of transcription by RNA polymerase II. Gene Ontology annotation, molecular function: DNA-binding transcription factor activity; RNA polymerase II cis-regulatory region sequence-specific DNA binding. Lineage: Eukaryota; Metazoa; Chordata; Mammalia; Carnivora; Phocidae. The record is from RefSeq and is a predicted model, not a curated record.